Messenger RNA from Pomacea canaliculata, 3070 nucleotides. RefSeq lists its product as uncharacterized. The coding region runs from base 910 to 2928 and encodes 672 amino acids. Lineage: Eukaryota; Metazoa; Mollusca; Gastropoda; Architaenioglossa; Ampullariidae. The transcript has 9 exons. The record is from RefSeq and is a predicted model, not a curated record.
ACACAAGCGACAUGAUACUGUACAAUUCAGUCUAAGAAUGAGAAAAAUAAUCCACACAGCUAGUUAGGCACAGAACAGUCCCUCGGUAAAACAACCGUCCGACAUUGGUAACGAGAAGAAAACAAAACAAUGAACGUGUAAACAAACACUUUACACACGCCAACCAGCGAGCUGCAAGCAAAGCAACUUCCGGCUUCUUAAGUAGAAGAUGACUGGCGAGAGGCUUUCAUGACACUUUUUUUUUUUGGAACCUUCCGUCAACAAGGUAAUUAAUCUGCGACUGUCGACCUUUUGUUGAGGUCACGUGGGGUGGUGGUGGUGGUGGGGGGUCCCGGCAGUGCGCAUGCUCGGCGAAGGUGGCGGGGAGUAGAGUCGGGGUAGCUGGGUGUGUGGGGAGUAGAGGCGGUGGGUAGUUCGGUGUGUGUGGGGGUAGCUUGGAUGUGUGGGGGAGUAGAGGCGGUGGUAGUUCAGUGUGUGGGGGACUAAGUGUCGCUGCAGCGUCCGCUGGUGGUGCGGCAGGCGUGUCGACACGCGGUGGCUGUGUGCACGGAGCGCCAGCAGACGUCACAGUCUCACCCCUGACUGUAAACAUCUGACGCCCGAGGCGUCUGCACUCAGCGACCGGCCUGCCCUUCGUUCGGAUGUACAGCCAUGACCGGGGCUGGGGAGCCUGCACUCUAGUUUGCGGGGACCGUUUGGACUAUGAAUAUGUAAUCAACAAAUCAUCUUUCGUCCUCGUCACACACAUCACAGCCGUCAACAAGCAAAUGACCCACCAGAUAUUGUAAGGACACGUGACAUGGGACUGCCCUUGAGAUCAGGGUGACGAAGUAUUACGACACCACACUCGAGAAUGCUCGACAGGUAAAAUUCUCUUAAUGACACCGUCCCGACCACCUGUGGACAGGUAUGCAGGUGAAGCAGCGGUCAGUCCUCGACAUGUCCUCGACAUCAGAGCCGGAGAGCGCGAGACAGGAACUAGAGCAGAACCUACAGAACUACAUCGUUCAGACGGGGGACAAGAUGCAAGGAUUCUUGGAAUGGGCGGCGGAGCACGCCAGCCGUCUGUACCCGGAUGUCGGACUAAAAAGCUACGUGGUGCCACCUAUCUUCGUCCACCAACAUAGCUCGCGGUACGAUCACACCACCGGGGCCGACAUGAUGCAACAUUUUCAGAAGAGUUCUCCCAAGGGAGAGAAAGCACAUUACUACGUCACACGGGCCAUGGAUCUGCUUAGCAACAAGCUCAGCCAGCCGCUCUUUAUCAUCAGCGGCCUCGAGUACGACAACAUGCUGAAGUGGGUGCGUGCGCACCCGGAACUGACGCCACACGUCCCGGAUGAUGUGGAGAAGCGCGGAGACAUCGAUAUCAUGGCCAUUCACCCCCAUCAUGGACUUGUCUUCAUUCAAGUAAAGGCAGUCGGCGACAAUCCCGCCUCGCACACAGACGACAACAUCAAAAUGAGAAUCCUCCAAGGAGGGCGACAACUCCGCAAGGACGAGAACGUCUUCCGGUGGGUUUUACAGGACUGGCCCGAGGCCCGCGACUGCCGUGUCACCCGCGUGGUGGCGCUUCCCAACCUGUCACGUGAGGAGGUCACGUGGCCGCUCUCGGACCUGGAGCCCGAUUCGGAGGAAAGCCACGACGCAGACGGGGUUCUGCUCAUGUGCAAGGAUGAUCUCCCUUACCAAGGGCCUGACGUUACCGCCGCGGAAACGGAUGUGACGCAGCUGCUGCGCUGGUGGGAGACAAACGUGUCGCACGUGAACAGCCCCCUCCCACAAAAGUUUAUGAAGGACAUCGUCAGCAGGUACGUGGGGUUGCUGUCCGCCGUGGUGGUGUACACAGGUAACAACAUCCGGCGGGAGGUUCGCAGCAAGUCGGAGGCGGCUGAUGUCUGCGGAAUGAUGUUCCGCCGCGUCCUCCUCAACGAGCAGCAGAAGAAAAUCCUGACCCAGCCAUGCCAGCGCAGGUAUCUGAGCGGACCCCCGGGGUCUGGUAAAACGGUCCUCCUGACACUGCGCGCGCGACAGUUCGUCCGCCAGGGGGGUCAUGUCGUCGUCAUCAACAUGUACCGCGGGGCCAAAGGUCGAUCCAUAGGUCACUUCCUGGCCGAGUCCGUGGCCAACUUCAGUGUUCCUGUCCCAGCUGACACAAAGAAAUUCAAGGGAAAGGGAAAAUUCAAGAAGAAGAAAGUCGAUGAGAAAAGUGACGACAGCAAAGCCACAGCUAUUGCCCAGGAAAUAACCUUUGACCUAUCAACCAGAGUUCACGCAGUAGAUGUUGACAUCAGCGAACAUAAGUUCGACAAAGAGAUCUUUCUCGGCGAGAUUCUCCGCUACGUUCCGAACGACGUUGACUCCGAGGACGUGAUGUUCAUCAUCGACGAGAUUUACGUCAAAGACUACUGGUGCUACGUGCUGGAGGCUCUGGACACAAGGUUCCCCCGGAGUGUCAUCUGGUGUGCUGGCUUGUACAGCAGGAACCCGCCAGGCUUCCUGCAAGAAGACCUAUUCGUCGUCCUCCGAUGCCCGCCCAGCGUUCAACAGGUUCUUCACGCCGUGGACUGGGAUUCGAACCGCAAGACGAACUACAAGCUCGAGCCCAGCGAUGAUGGAUUGUUCGCCGCGGGUCUGACACCUUUAUCCGUGCGUCACGGGGACCACCCACAGGUAACACUGACCGAAUGCAGCCUGUGUGCAGAGCAGCUGACCUUUGUGCUGGAUGACCUCUUGCCCCGGAAGGUGCGCUGCUGCCGCGGACUGUCGUGGGCUGACGUCAUCAUGCUUGUCAGUAUUCCGCGUGAACUGUAUGAACCGGAUUCGCGAGGGUUCCUGGAUACCACGCGGCAGGACUUCGACAACUACAUGGCGUACCUGGACACGUGUCCACUGGUCACAGGUCUCGCGAGAGAAAAGUCCCGGUGAGGGUUGUUCGCGAACUGCAGUGCUACUCCCUCUACCAGCCCGAUGGGGUGUCCCUUCCUGCAGCCUGGGUGUACACCUACCAGGGCCUGGAGACCAAAGUCGUUAUCUACCUUCCCGGGGAUACCCCAUGGAAGCUCGAUAC